Hydractinia symbiolongicarpus is the source of this 2880-nucleotide messenger RNA. RefSeq names its product serine/threonine-protein phosphatase with EF-hands 2-like. The record is from RefSeq and is a predicted model, not a curated record. The transcript has 16 exons. The coding region runs from base 170 to 2074 and encodes 634 amino acids. Gene Ontology annotation, biological process: detection of stimulus involved in sensory perception. Gene Ontology annotation, cellular component: cytosol; nucleus. Gene Ontology annotation, molecular function: protein serine/threonine phosphatase activity; iron ion binding; calcium ion binding. Lineage: Eukaryota; Metazoa; Cnidaria; Hydrozoa; Anthoathecata; Hydractiniidae.
UAUUUCUCUUUUUUGUUUUCCCAAGCAAUAAAAAUACAAAAGGUGGUUUACAUAAUGAAUAUUUUAAAUCACUAUUGUUGCCUGGCAACAACAACACAUGGCUACCAAAGAAUAUUUUAUGUACACUUAUGUUAAUAAGUGUAAAAAUUUAUUUCAAGUGCACUAAAGAAUGGGAUGUUCUAGUUCAAUACAAAAAAAGGAACCUGAUACAUCAACGAAAAGUGGCACAUAUAAAGCUGAUCAAGUACUCAACUCUUCAAUAAUAAUACAAAAGUGGUUUCGAAGAUAUAAAGCUCAUCUCGAAAUUCGAAGAAGGUGCGCCUGGAAAAUAUUUCAAGAGAUUGAAUACUCUGCUGAACAAGAUCAGAUUAACCUGUACAACUUCUUUAAUGAAAUUGUCACAAGCAUAAAUAACAAUGGAAGUUAUGGCAAAAAAUUUGCAGAUAUUCUUGAGAAGUCUGAUUCAACACCAACUGCUAACAUUACUAAUGCUGAAACUGAGGCAGUGAAGAACAUUAAUAGUACGAAAGUGGAGAAUUUUUAUAAAGGUCCUCAUGUCACAUUGCCACUAGAACUUCAAAAUGUUCACAAACUUCUAGAAUAUUUUAAAACUGGACAGGUGUUGCAUGCAAAAUAUGUCAAAUUAAUUUUGCAUGAAGCGAAAAUGAAGGCAAAAUUAUUACCAAAUGUUUUAUCAAUUGAUCUUAACAUAACAAAACAAAUAACUAUCGUAGGUGAUUUGCAUGGAAAACUGGAUGAUCUUUUCACAAUAUUCCAUAAGAAUGGACUCCCGUCCAAUGAAAAUCCAUAUAUCUUUAAUGGCGAUUUUGUUGAUCGAGGAAAAUUUUCAAUUGAGAUCCUUGUGAUUUUAUGUUGCUUUUAUCUCUUAUACCCCAGACAAGUUGUGUUAAAUCGUGGAAAUCAUGAAGAUUAUAUAAUGAAUUCAAGAUAUGGUUUUACAAAGGAAGUGGCGACUAAAUAUAAGCUCCAAGCUGGUAAAGUGAAAGAGUUUUGUCGCGAAUUUUUCGCCUGGUUGCCAUUAGCAACAAUUAUUGGUAAUAAAAUAUUAGUUGCUCAUGGUGGUUUAUCUGAUCGAACAGAUUUAGAACUGUUAAAAAGCAUUCCUAGAAACCAGUUUGUAUCUAUAUUAAAACCAACUCACAUAUCACUUGAAGAGACGGAACCACCACCCAUCGAAAUCUUACAAGAAUGGGAACAGGUGCUAGAUUUAUUAUGGAGCGAUCCCCAGCCAACAUGUGGCAAAGUGUUUAACAAACAUAGAGGUGGUGGUUGCUGCUUUGGUCCGGACGUGACUGAUAGUGUGUUACGUAAACACAAGUUAGAUUUACUAAUUAGAUCGCAUGAAUGCAAAUUUGAAGGGUAUGAAUAUGCACAUAAUAACAAGGUACUGACUGUAUUUUCAGCGUCAUCUUAUUAUGCUGAUGGUAGUAAUCUUGGUGCUUAUAUAAAGCUGGAUGUAAACCUCACACCAAGGAUUGUACAAUUUUCUGCCACAAAAGAAAACAAAAUAAACAGUUUCAAAGACAAAGUUGGAAUACAUGAAGAAUGUGCUAUGAAAGAGUUAAAAGAAAAGAUCCAUGCACAUAAAAGUCAAUUGGCAGACGUCUUCAAACAAAUGGACAUCAACAACACGGGCAAAUUAAGCGUUAGUCAAUGGGCUAACGGUUUGGAAAAAGUGUUACAUUUAAAACUACCAUGGACUAUACUUCGUGCUAAACUUGUGGAUGUUGAUAAGGAUGGAAAUGUUCUUUAUAUGUCAUCAUGGGAUGGAUACAAAGUGAACUCUGCUAUAAGUCAGAUGAGUUUGUUAUCUGAAACGAUAUACCGAAACAAGCAAGCUCUUGAAACUGUCUUCAGAAUUAUCGAUAAAGAUUGUUCAGGUUUUAUCUCCACUGAAGAGAUGGAAGAAGCAUGCCAUAUGUUAAAUAAACACACCAAUGGACUAAUUCCUGAAUCUGGUAUACAAGAUCUGGCAAAGACGCUAGAUAUCAAUAAAGAUGGCAAAAUUGAUUUUAACGAGUUUCUGGAAGCCUUUCGGUUAGUGACAACGUAAAUUUCUGACAGCGCUUUUAAUAUCUCCUUUGCGCUGUUUUAAGGGUGCAAUGGCGCAAGUUCAUUUUUUGCGAAAUAUAGUAAACAGGCUACUGAUAAAAUAUUCACUCUUUAAAAAAAUUUCAAUCUCUGUUAUAAUUCUUUUUGUCAUACUGCAAACACGCGUUAAUAAACUUACGUCAAGCAUAUCAAAAUUGUAGCAAAAAAAUCAUAAAGUGUAUACUUUGAAUUUCCUCUGUGUUAAACAACUGAAAUGAUUUAUUUCCUAAUAACGUUCUCGUACAAACAAACCUCUCUUUCCACUUGCUUAAAUGAAGCUCAAAUGCACUUGCGUUGCAUCUGUAUAACUUCCGUACAUCUUACACUUAGCGUGCACUGUUUGAUAAAGUCUAAUCGAGUAUAAUUUUAUCACAAGAGUUUGAAGGGCCCUUUAAUAAAAAUUGAGCAAGUAUUAAUGAAACAAAGGCCUAGGGCGCUAAUAGAGAAUUACCAGUAAAUGUUUUUAUUUUAUUUUACGUAUAUAUAUAUAUAUAUUAUCUGAUCUGUACGCCGCGCAACGUUUUGCUUUAAAGCCCUCAAUUAUUCAAAAUAUAUAUCGCAAUCGAUAUGUUAAAAAAUGUAAAACUUGCGUGUUUUGUAGCAUAGAAAAUUUCGCGUAUUUGUUUAAAGAAAACGCAGAAGUUGUUUAUUUUUACAAGGUUUGUACAUAUUUUAGUUUAUUUAUACGAAUGUGUAUAUUUAGAAGCGAUAAUAUAUACAUGAUUUAUAUUUGUAAAGUUAUAACGUCGAAUAAAAGAUUUAAAAUUA